Chroicocephalus ridibundus (black-headed gull) is the source of this 2895-nucleotide messenger RNA. RefSeq names its product centrosomal protein 78 (gene CEP78). The coding region runs from base 151 to 2523 and encodes 790 amino acids. The transcript has 17 exons. The record is from RefSeq and is a predicted model, not a curated record. Gene Ontology annotation, cellular component: centrosome. Gene Ontology annotation, molecular function: protein binding. NCBI's taxonomy places the organism in Eukaryota, Metazoa, Chordata, Aves, Charadriiformes, Laridae.
UGGCCAAUCGGGCUGGCGGCCUGUCGCGCAACGUGGCGACGGUUGGGCCGGCGGCGGUUGCGGCGCCAGGGGAAACGGCCGCGCGCCUGCGUGAGGGGGAGCGCCGUGUGGAGGCGGGCGGCUGCUAGAGACAUUUAUCACAUAAAAGAAAUGAUUGAGUCAGUCAAAAUAAGAAGACAGUGCAUGCUGGAUUUCUACUCACAUUAUGAACAUCUGUGUGCUCUUCAAGGCUCUGUCCCACUGAAAGCUGUGAAGGCUAACCUGAAUCAGGGUGCUCUUGAUCUAAUUGUAGAUAGCAUCAAAGCUGCUGAUUGGGCACCGCUUCUGAAUGCUGUCAGGCAUAAUAAGACUCUGACUUCUAUUGGAAUACGAAGUUUUCAUCAACAGGGUCUUGGAGAAUCAGGUGUUGAAAGAUAUAAAACUUACUUUAGAAGGAGAAUUCCAGCAAUUCGAUCAAAAGACUUGACUGGCCAACUAUGCAAAGCUGUCAAAGGCUGUCUCAGUAUAUCAGAUGUACUAAAAAAUUUAGAACUGCAGGGUUUGCUUCUGAGGGAGAGAGAUCUAAUACUUUUAACAAAGGGCUUGGCCACAGCUUCAUCUCUGGAGAGUGUUUCUUUGGCCCACUGUCCAAUUGGAGAUGGAGGAUUAGAAACAAUCUGUCAGAGUGUAAAGAAUUCAGCUACUAUCAGAUAUGUAAACUUCACAGGAUGUAGCCUCACAUGGCGAGGGGCAGAACAUAUAGCAAAUGUAUUAAAGCACCAGGCAAUGAAAAGACAUGGUGAAGCUUGGGCUGAAAGCCUACGUUACAGGAGACCUGACCUUGACUAUAUGACCGGCUUGAGGAGGAUUACUUUCAACUGCAACAUGCUUGUUGGAGAUAGAGGAGCAAGUGCCUUUGCAGACUGUCUAGGAGAGGACCUUUGGCUAAAAGCACUUGAUUUGCAGCAGUGUGGAAUAUCCAGUGAAGGAGCAAGGUCAUUAUUAGAUGCUCUUCAAACUAAUACAACAUUAGUGGUACUUGACAUAAGAAAAAAUCCAUUAAUUGAUCACGUUAUGAUGAAAAAAAUUAUUGAAAGAGUUCUUAUGAAUGGAAAUAGUGCUAAUUCAGAGUAUAAGUGGCUGACAUCUCCGUCUUCCAAGGAUGCUUUGAAAACUAGACCAAAGAAAAGAACUAUUGUCCUAGGAAGUGGUCGAAAAGGAAAAGCUACUAUUCGUAUUGUUAUCUGGAAGCAGAGAGGAUUACCGCCUAAAAAGUCUGUAAGUCCUGGGAAGAAAAAUACAUCUGUGAAAGAUAGUUACUCACCAAAACCACUACCACCUGGCACAAAAGGCUUCCUUCCUUGGCGGACUGCAGAACGUGCAAAGAGAUGCAGAGGGGGACAAGUGGAUAGUACUGAAGAAUUACCAGUGAAGAUUCAGACAGGUAUGCCUGUGAAAGUGACAGUAGAAAGCGCUUCUACAUCUGAAACUGAAGACACAGAAGAUGUAGAUGAUGUCAUCCAUCAUCCUGAUUUGGCUAAAUCGAUAGAUAAGAUUAAUGUAACAAAGUAUCAACAAUUACAGUUGGAGCUGGAAGAAUGCAUGGAAAAAUUAAAGGAAGAACAAAGAGCCAGAGUAAAGGCUGAGGAACGCAUAAUGGAGCUGGAAAUUGAAAAUGCAAGAUUAAGGAAUCUAAAUAUCUCCCUAUCUGAUGUUCUUCAUGCACAGUCAGUAACCAACAUGAUUUUGGAAGAUGAAGGUGUUCUAGGCAGCAUUGAAAACUCUUUCCAAAAGUUUCAUGCAUUUUUAGACCUCCUUAAAGAUGCUGGGCUUGGACAACUUGCUGCAUUAGCUGGGAUAGACCAGUCAGAUUUUGGUCUUUUGGGGCGUCCACAAAUGAAUUCUACUCUCGGUAAGCCAGCUAACAUGCUACAGGAGAAGUCCUUUGAAGAAGAAAGACAAGAACAUACCCAGAAUAGCAAAUUGCAUCAGUAUCUUCAUUGGAAUCUCUUGUUUCAGAACAGAGCUGGGGACCUCCAGGUUCCUCUUCCUGGCACGUUUCAAUCCCAGAUGUUUGUGAAUAAUGCCUUCUCUGCUGUCAGAGAAAUACAAGAACUUCAGACUGCUGGGCAACAGUACCAGCCAGGCUCAUGGAAGGAAGAUGAAGCUCAAACAAUUAGCCAAAAUAGGGAGGAUAAGCCUCGAAAUAGUACUCCAACGUACUCUGAGAGGAGAGUCAAACAAAAUGAACCAGCAAAAGGACACAACUCAGCAAGGCAUUUGGUUACCAGUCUGCAUUCAUUUUCUGAUUCCAGCGUACAUAUUAGAACUAAUGGUAGCAGAAUAUCCAGUGGUGCUUCUGGUGAAAAAAGCAAAAAUUGUUCCUCGAAGAAAUAUACUCCUAAAGCAAAUGAAACAGCAAUUCCAAAUGAUGGAGCAAGAGGAGACCAAAGUAGACUGCAGACAGUAAACUGCUCUGGAACUGAUACUGUAGGAUCUGGCUCCGAAAUACAGGAAAGUAUCCAAAGUGUUAGCAGCAUUUGAAGUGGUUCUAAAAUGUUUGGACUGUUCUUUACACUUAUAAUAUUAAAAAUAGAUUUUGGAUGCUUCAGUAUAGUUUGUGAAUUUUUUGUAAAGUAAUGUAGGCUUUGUAACCUUUUAAAGGAUUGCAUGCUGUUUAGUAUUCCUGUUUCAUGCUUGCGUCAUUUGUCACUAGAUUUUUAUUUUUGGCAACAUGUAGAAUGGUUCCCUUCAGUUUGUACUACAUAAAAUGGUUUCCUGGCAUAUGGACUUUAUUGUGUACCACAGAUCUCAUUAUAGAGUAUAAACUGUUUUGCGCUAAUAAAAUUAAUUUGAGUACAAUUUUUUUUUCGGUGUUUAUUUCCAGUGUAUUGCAAUGGAAGUGGAAAAAAAUGG